Ictalurus punctatus (channel catfish) is the source of this 4842-nucleotide messenger RNA. It is a transcript of the gene rfx1b, whose product is annotated as regulatory factor X, 1b (influences HLA class II expression). Gene Ontology annotation, molecular function: RNA polymerase II cis-regulatory region sequence-specific DNA binding; DNA-binding transcription factor activity, RNA polymerase II-specific. Bases 238 to 2766 code for a protein of 842 amino acids. Gene Ontology annotation, biological process: regulation of transcription by RNA polymerase II. The transcript has 18 exons. The record is from RefSeq and is a predicted model, not a curated record. Gene Ontology annotation, cellular component: nucleus. NCBI's taxonomy places the organism in Eukaryota, Metazoa, Chordata, Actinopteri, Siluriformes, Ictaluridae.
UUGAGAUUGAGAAGCGGGGUUGAACGGCAGCCCUGGAUAAAGCUGCAGCAUUUCCUCCACGUGAUUUUCACUUCAAAACCACAAAAGCCUAAAAAACAUUUCAGACAUACAAACACUUCCACUCUUCAGACAGCUCUUUUUGUAAUCGCAGCCUAAAUGCUGCAUAAUCCAGCAAACCAACACAAGUUCUCCUGUUCCUGUGCUUCCCAGUGACGCAGGACUUUAGCCGCACUCUUAAUGGCGACUCCAGGCUACACAGAGGAGCUCCAGUCCUCCCAGCCUCAGGGGGGCAGCGUGACCACGCCGAAAAGCGGCCAGCAGAAAGCCAGUCCCACUGUCACGCCCGCGUUCCUGCCGGACAUCCAGAGCUCGUCCGGCUCCUCCCCUUCACAGGCAGGCCUUUCCUCUAGAAUAACGCAGACCACGCCUCCGGCGAUCCUCAAGAAGGCCGUUCUGGCCACGCCCACUCAGGUUACAGCGGCGGUGGCACAGUACGAGAUUCCGAGCUCCGCCUCCGGGUCCAGCAACGGGCAAAACACACCACAGUACAUAGUGGUGACCGUUUCAGAAGGAUCUGUCCAUUCGAACGACUCCGUGUCGGACUCCAGUCCGCCUCCCACCGUCCAGACGGGUGUGCCGACACACGUGGUGCAGACUGCACAGAGGUCAGUAGUGCAGACCACAGCCAAGAGCGGCCAGCAUGGAGUUGGCAACCUGCACAUUACUCCUGAGAUCUCUCAAGUAGGGCAUGUCUACUCCAGCCAGGUUCAGUACGUGGACGGAGACGGCAACUACAACACCACACCCAUUCGUUCCAGCACGUACCCGUUCACAGAGUCCUCCCUCUACGGCCAGGCCACGCCCUCCGGCCCGUACUACGAUGAUCCGCCCACGACCGUGUCACAGGUCUCCACCCCCGUGACUUCGCAGCCGGUUUCCGUGACUACGGGAUUCUCAGGGGGUGGUACAGGGGUUACGGUCGUAUCUGGAGCAUCGUCUUCGGGUGGAGGGGGAGGCGGGGCCGGAUCCGGAGUUGUUGCUGGGGGCGGGGCUGGGAGUGCCUCCAGCGGAGGAGGAGCAGGGGGUUAUGUGGUUCCAGGCAACUACGUGAUGGGAAGCGCAGGCCAGAAUUACACGCACAACAUUCGUGCCUCACCUGCUACUGUGCAAUGGCUGUUGGAUAACUAUGAGAAGGCAGAGGGUGUGAGUCUGCCGCGCUGCACGCUGUACUAUCACUACCUGCUGCACUGCCAGGAGGCCAAGCUGGAGCACGUCAACGCCGCCUCCUUUGGCAAACUCAUCCGCUCCAUGUUCCUUGGCCUGCGCACCCGCCGACUCGGCACCAGAGGGAACUCGAAGUACCACUACUAUGGCCUUCGGAUCAAGAGCAGCUCCCCCCUGCACCGGCUCAUGGAGGACCAGCAGCACCUGGCCAUGAGACAACAGCCCUUCUCGCAUAAGCACAGGAUUAGACCGGUGCAGAAAGUUGAGGGAAUGACCAAUGGGAUGGGCAUGGGGGUGGGCCAAGGAGCAGGCCAGGGGGUGGGGCUGUUUGACAUCAGCUCCCACAUCCAGCAAUAUCAGCAGUUUUUGGAUUCGUCUCGUUCUCUGCCUGAGUUUUCAGAGAUUGAUCUCCAGGGAAAGGCCCUGCCAGAAGGGAUUCUUCCGGAGCAUAUCCGAGCCUACCAGCAGCUCUACCGGGAACACUGUGAGGCGAUAGUGGAUGUGAUGGUGAACUUGCAGUUUCCUCUGGUUGAGACUCUGUGGAAAAGCUUUUGGAGAUUCAGCGAGGGGCAGACUAAUGAAGCACUCGACCUUCACAGCGAAUCCGAGAAGCGGCUGCCGAAAGCAUGCCUGGUUCUGCUGUGCCAGUACGAGCCGGUUCUGCAGUGGAGCCGCAAUUGUGACAACACGCUCUACCAGAUCCUAGUGGAGAUCCUCAUCCCCGACGUGCUCACACCUAUACCCAGUGCCUUAACACAAGCCAUCCGCAACUGUGCCAAGAGUUUGGAGAACUGGCUCACCGGUGCCAUGAUGAACAUUCCGGAGGAGAUGGUCCGCAUUAAGGUGGUGUGUGCAGGAGCAUUUGCGCAGACAUUGCGCAGAUACACCUCUCUGAAUCACCUGGCUCAGGCGGCCCGAGCCGUGCUGCAGAACUCGGCCCAGAUCACGCAGAUGCUCAACGACCUCAACCGAGUGGACUUCAACAACGUGCAGGAACAGGCAUCAUGGGUGUGUGCAUGCGAGGAGCGCAUGGUGCAGCGGAUCGAGCAGGACUUUAAGAUGACGCUGCAGCAGCAGAAGUCUCUGGAGCAGUGGGCCGCGUGGCUGGACAGCGUCGUCACGCACGUCCUCAAACCCUACACGUCCAGCCCGUCCUUCACCAAAGCUGCCAAACUCUUCCUGCUCAAGUGGAGCUUCUAUAGCUCAAUGGUGAUCAGGGAUCUAACUCUGCGCAGCGCGGCCAGUUUCGGCUCGUUCCAUCUCAUCAGGCUGCUGUAUGAUGAGUACAUGUAUUACCUGGUGGAGCACAGAGUCGCUCAGGCCAAAGGAGAAACACCCAUCGCUGUUAUGGGAGAAUUUGCCAACCUAGGCCGGAACGACAGCGCAGCAGAUGCAGAUAAAGAAGAGGAAGAAGAGGAAGAGGACGAGAGUGACGAGGACCAGAUGCCUAUACCGGUCGACGCGAAUGCUGUGGGGGAGGAGUCUCUGGAACCGCCCGCCAAAUUAGCCAGGACGGACCUGUUCAACAGCACUCACAACUAACACACACACACACACACACUAUUCAACACCACUUACAGCUCAUACACUCACAUAGACCUGUUCAGAGAUUUAUUUGAUAUGAACAUUACACAUCACUGAUCAAUCUCACACACACACACACACACACACACACACAGAGAUAUAUUAUACAGAUUUAGCUUUGUGUUCUAUCCUCUCUCUUAGUGCCAUGCAGUCGUUUGCCUUAUUCAUUAUUGCCUUUUGAGAGAACUGUUCUAUCUGCCACAGUGUAUCAAUGUUUAAUGCCUUAAAUUAUGUUAAGCGAUAUGCCUUAUAUACUUCAUCACAGCCCGUUUGCGAGAGUAUCUACACGCGUAUGCACACACACUGCCAGUCUGAACGUUGUUGUUUUGUUUCGUUUUAAUCACGCUCACAAUCCAAAAAAAAAAAAAUUUCUACUACGACAAUUGUUUAGUUUAUAUCAAACGCUAAAACGUAAAGUUCUAAUGCGUCGUCGUCCCUAUAGUAACGGCUCGUUCGCGGGGACGCGGUGUAAUCUGAGCUUUAACGUUUUCUGGAAGGAGGUUGUUCGUUUAACGUUUUAAGGAAGGAGUGUCCGGCGUCGGUGAGUUUUCCGACACGGGGGAAAGUAUUCCGGGUUUUGCACUUUACGGUUCCUGACUUUUUAAGGAAGAGUGAGAAAGGGGGAGAGGCUGGUGAGGGAACGGACGUGUGUCGCUGCGGUAACGCGAGAGGACUUGUCUUGAAGGUUAAAUGUAACUAUAACUGGAUAAUAAGCACAAUGUGUGAAAACCGGGGUCGUUGGAUAGUCGCUGGAGAGGAACGAUGGCUUAGAGAUCAGCACGUUUGCAUCACACCUUCAGGGAUGGGGGUUGGAAUCCCCGGCUCCGCCCUGUCUGCAUGUUCUCCCUGUGCUUCAGGGUUUCCUCAGUAUGCCCUGCCGUGUUCUAUUCCUUACCCAGGCACUCUCGAAUCCUUUCGAGCUCUCGAUUUUUUUUUAUUAAAGGUGAAGUUUCUAAUCUUUACAAACGUCGUCUAGCCCCACGACUGGUGUAUACAUUCGCAUAUACGCGACUUGUCUUGACACACAAUUGCUCUGGCUAGUUAUUUUAAUAUUUUUCCAACCUGGAAGAUUGACCCCAGCGUAUAUUUACUAAUAUAUCGGAUAUUCGAAAACCUUUUGACUGGCAGUGUGUACAGGUGCAUCUCAAAACAUUCGAAUAUCGUGGAAAAGUUCAUUUUCAAUUUUAGAUUUCACUUCGUGUAACGAAGCUAGGAUCUACGAACGUUCUACUUCUUGAAUGAAACGACAAGAAAAUAAUCCUUUCCCCACGAUAUUCAAACUUUUUGAGAUAGACAGAGAGAAUGCCUGCUUAUGUUUUAAACGAUGACGCGUCAGAGUUUUGGAGGUCGAAAAAAGGAGAGAGAACUACUUCUUUUUUAUUUUUUUUAUUUUCAUUUUUCGGACAUCGUGCUCUCUCGGACUUUAGCUGCCCGGUGCGUCGGCUCGUUUCCUCGUCACUUCGCACAGCCUUAAUUUCCUCCAUGCAAGCUGCAGAUCUGUCUCCGCUUUCCAUAACGGCUUGUCAGGGUUAGCGUUAACCCGUGCUACGAGUCUAACUUGGUCCCGCUAGCUUUGACGCAUCAUUAGAGACGCCGGCAUGUGCUUUUCCAUGAAGUGAUCUUUUGUGGCGAUCGAGAUAUCUUGACCACGGGUCGAUGGGACGUAGAAUUUGCGAACGAAAUCACCCACAGUCGUCGUUUUCGCAAGUCAUGAUUGUCUCGUGCGGACGCUAACAUGCUAGUAACGUUUCUGUAUUUUAUUUUAUUAUGUUAUUUUUUCACGUGAUCAUGUUUCCGAAAAAAACGAAUCAAAUCGAAGCCUUGGAGAUUUGUUUACGCUUGACGCCCUUUUGAGUUGCAGUGUUAUUGUUCAUGCUUUUGUAUUUUUUUUUGUUCUGCAUGCUUAUUUUGCCAGAAGAGAGAUUUAAGCUCGAUGCCUCGGUGUAAUACUUGUACUGCUUGUGCCUUUGGAGAAUAACCUCUGACUGCAGAGAUCUUUAAACAUAUGAAUAAAUUAAGAUGUUCUAUCGCUUA